AUGUUUAGAACCAUAAGAUCAUUACACUUAACUGCCGUUCGUCUUGCUCCCCAAGUGGAUUCCAAGGCCCUCGAGGCUAAAAAGGCUUUGAAACAAACUCAAAAAUUAAGAACAAAACAUAAAAGAGACCCUACCAAAGAUCUUUUAUAUAUGGAAAUACCUAAAGCGUUAAAAUACUUAAGAGCCAGUGAAGUUGGUGAACCUGUGAAUAAAUCUACUAUAAGUUUACUAGUAACUGUCAUACCAGAAAAGGGAGCUAAGAAUCUUAACGGAUUCCUUGAUUUACCUCAUCCAGUAGGGAAAUCCAAAUUCUUAAUAUUUUCCAAUAAGACUGAAGAAUUGAAAUCAAAGAUUAACUUACCUAGUGAAAACUACUUAAUCGGUGGUAAGAAAUUGUUAGAAGAAAUCGAAGAAGGCAUUGUUGAUUUGAAUCAAUUCACCCAUUCAUUCUGUACUUUUGAUAUGCAAAAUAAUUUAAAACCUUAUGGUAGAAUAUUAGCUUCAAAGAAUUUAAUGUGUACCCCAAAGAAAGGUAAUGUUGAUUCUGUUGAAAAUUUACCUAAGUUGAUUGAAAAGGGGUUAAGUUCUGUACCUUUCAAACAAGUGAAUUAUGAAAUUGCUUUCCCUGUCGGAAAGUGUAAUUUCUCUGAUGAACAAAUUUUGAAAAAUAUCGAAGUUGCAUCUAAAACCAUUUAUGGUUUAGAACCUCAUGGUUCAAAGAAAACUAAUGUUAUUGGACAAACCGUCAUAUCGUCCACCAAAGGUCCUGGGAUUGUUAUUGACUUCAGACAAUAG
Molecule: messenger RNA, 795 nt
Organism: Yamadazyma jaroonii
Lineage: Eukaryota; Fungi; Ascomycota; Pichiomycetes; Serinales; Debaryomycetaceae
Source: the annotation of a GenBank genome assembly